Messenger RNA from Lutra lutra (Eurasian river otter), 4039 nucleotides. RefSeq names its product eukaryotic translation initiation factor 4B (gene EIF4B). The transcript has 15 exons. Gene Ontology annotation, molecular function: RNA binding. Bases 157 to 2010 code for a protein of 617 amino acids. Lineage: Eukaryota; Metazoa; Chordata; Mammalia; Carnivora; Mustelidae. The record is from RefSeq and is a predicted model, not a curated record.
GCUACUUUACGAACCUAGAGCAGCGCCGCUCCGCCUCCUGUCUCCCUCCUCACCUCCCCGCCCCCUCCCAGUUUCGCAUCUCCUAGCCCGACGCUCCCGCUAUAAUCACGUGAUUGCCUCAUCCGGGUCCUUUGCGUUCUCUCUCCCUCUCCCAACAUGGCGGCCUCAGCAAAAAAGAAGAAUAAGAAGGGGAAAACUAUCUCCCUAACAGACUUUCUGGCUGAGGAUGGAGGGACUGGGGGAGGAAGCACCUAUGUCCCCAAACCAGUCAGCUGGGCUGAUGAAACAGAUGACCUGGAAGGAGAUGUUUCAACCACUUGGCACAGUAAUGAUGACGACGUGUAUAGGGCACCUCCAAUUGACCGUUCUAUCCUGCCCACUGCUCCACGGGCUGCUCGGGAACCCAAUAUCGACCGGAGCCGUCUUCCAAAAUCGCCACCCUAUACUGCUUUUCUAGGGAACCUGCCCUAUGAUGUGACAGAAGAAUCCAUUAAGGAAUUCUUUAGAGGAUUAAAUAUCAGUGCAGUGCGUUUACCUCGUGAACCCAGCAAUCCAGAGAGGUUGAAAGGUUUUGGUUAUGCUGAGUUUGAGGACCUGGAUUCUUUGCUCAGUGCCCUGAGCCUCAACGAAGAGUCUCUAGGUAACAGGAGAAUUCGAGUGGACGUUGCUGAUCAAGCACAGGAUAAAGACAGGGAUGAUCGUUCUUUUGGCCGAGAUAGAAAUCGGGAUUCUGACAAAACAGAUACAGACUGGAGGGCGCGUCCUGCCACAGACAGCUUCGAUGAUUACCCGCCAAGGAGAGGUGAUGAUAGCUUUGGAGACAAGUAUCGAGAUCGUUACGAUUCAGAUCGAUACCGCGAUGGGUAUCGGGAUGGGUAUCGUGAUGGCCCACGCCGAGAUAUGGAUCGAUACGGGGGCCGGGAUCGCUAUGAUGACCGAGGCAGCAGAGACUACGACAGAGGCUACGAUUCCAGGAUAGGCAGUGGCAGAAGAGCAUUUGGUAGUGGGUACCGUAGGGAUGACGACUACAGAGGAGGCGGGGACCGCUAUGAAGACCGAUACGACAGACGAGACGAUCGGUCAUGGAGCUCCAGAGAUGAUUACUCUCGGGAUGACUAUAGGCGUGAUGAUAGAGGUCCCCCCCAAAGACCCAAACUGAAUCUAAAGCCUCGGAGUACACCUAAGGAAGAUGAUUCCUCUGCUAGCACCUCCCAGUCCAGUCGAGCGGCCUCUAUCUUUGGAGGGGCAAAGCCUGUUGACACAGCUGCUAGAGAGCGAGAAGUAGAAGAGCGGCUGCAGAAGGAGCAGGAGAAGCUGCAGCGCCAGCUGGAUGAGCCAAAACUAGACCGUCGGCCCCGGGAGAGACACCCAAGCUGGCGAAGUGAAGAGACUCAGGAACGAGAACGGUCCAGGACAGGAAGUGAGUCAUCACAGACUGGGACCUCGGCCACAUCUGGCAGAAGUAAGUCAGACCAGGAUGCACGAAGGAGAGAGAGUGAAAAGUCUCUAGAAAAUGAAGCACCCAGUAAGGAGGAAGACUGUCACUCUCCAACUUCCAAGCCUCCCAAAUCUGAACAGCCUCUGAAGGUAAUGCCAGCCCCUCCGCCAAAGGAGAAUGCUUGGGUGAAGCGAAGUUCCAUCCCUCCUGCUCGAUCGCAGAGCUCAGACACAGAGCAGCCAUCCCCUACCAGUGGUGGGGGGAAAGUAGUUCCAUCUCAACCACCUGAGGAAGGACCAGCAAGGAGAGCAGAUGAAAACAAAGUAGAUGGGGUGAGUGUCCCAAAAGGCCAAAGUGGGAACUCCAGCCGUGGCCCAGGAGACGGAGGGAACAAGGACCACUGGAAGGAGUCAGAUAGGAAAGAUGGCAAAAAGGAUCAAGACUCCCGAUCUGCACCUGAGCCAAAGAAACCUGAAGAAAAUCCAGCUUCUAAGUUCAGUUCUGCAAGCAAGUAUGCUGCUCUCUCUGUUGAUGGCGAAGAUGAGAACGAGGGAGACGAUUACACCGAAUAGACCUCUGCAUCCUGUGCUUUCUCCUAGUCUCUCCACCCUGGAACAUUCGAGAGCAAAUCAAACCUCUAUCCAGACAAGACAAUAAAACUCACCAUCUCCUGGAGACCUUUCUUAACUUUUUUUAAAAAAAACAAAAAACAAAAUGAAAAAUUCUUUUGCAUGCUGCUGCAGCCUUUAAAGUAUUGAACUAACUGGAGAAUCGCCAAUGUAGCCAGAGAGAAAGAGACGUACAGCUUUUCAUGGCAAGGUUGUGCAUUUUUGCGACACAUGCAGUUGCCUGUGUGAUUAGUGCCUGGGGGCCUCCAUUUAGCAGAAUGGCAGUGACAGCGAUGCAGUGUCUGGAACCUGGUUGAGCAGUAGGGCAGGCUUAAGGAAGAGUGAGAUUUCUACAUUUUAAUUCUUAUGAUCCUGUUGUGGCAUAUAUGAAUUCUCAAACAUUACCUGAAUAAAUUUUCCAUCCUUGGAAAGGUAGGUUUAGUCUCUGAAGUUCUAGUCUCUAGGAGGCUGCCUGCCCCUCCUCUUACUUAAUUCGGAGUUCCUGGGGGGAUUCCUUCAUUUUUACCCCCCAGGGGGGUAGUUGGGAGUGAGUCUCUGGACCACUAAAGAACAGGACUGCUUGGUGACCAAAAUAAGCGGGGAAAUCGUAGUUUGAAAGGAGGUUAUGGGGAAGGGACUAAUUAUUUUGCACCGAUGAUUGGGGGAAACGGCAUGACCUCCAGUGAACACUGGAGCAAGAAGCACUUCAGGAUCAUGGGAAUUCCCGUCUUUACUGUGUCCUGGUUUUGCCCUUUCUUAAACACUAUCCUUUCUGGAAGUUCACAUAUAUCCACAGUCUGUUGAAAUCUUGAAGCUUUGAAAAUGUAGGCUCUCGUCCUGGUCUCCUAUCCUCAUGCUACUCUUCGCUGUUCCCUCCCCCAAAACAGCUUCUGCUUAAACCACACACCUGACCUGGGCUUUUUCUGUCCACCCCAGGGAGCAGAAGCAAAUAAGGAAUCACAGGCUCUUCUCCAACAAAUCUUGGCUCUCUCGUGUCUUUGGACUCUCAUUCCUUCCCUCCAUCCCUGCUUCGAUUUCUUUGACCCCCUUUACACCUCAGAAAACUGGAAUUAAUGGUCUUGGGCGGUGAGUGAGGGUGGAAAAUAGGGACAUUGUGAGCUGUUCUUACAACCUUGAUGGGGGCUUUUUGGUUUUGUUCUUAAGUUUUCCUUCUCCACUGAAAUCCCAUACAGUGUUUGGAUUUAUAAUGUGGCCUCGACCAAUGUGGUUUUUUGGUGGUUUUGAGGGGGUUUUUUGUUGUUGUGUUUUUGGUUUUUUUUUCCUUAAGCUUCCCUUGAGAGAACAAAUAAUAGCGGAGAGAACUGUUUAGCAAGGUCCUGGCUUCUGUUGUACCACAAUAGCUUAACUGGCCUCCUUUUAUGUGCACCUUUGUACUGUCAGCCCAGGAGAUGGUGUCCUUAUGGGUAAUACUGGGACCGGCAGAGAAGUGACACCCUGGUCUCUUGUUCGCGAGCCCUUCUCCCAUCAGUCCUAGGUUAGACCCUGCCCCUCCAGCGGACGUGUUGGUGGAGUGCUGCAGCAGUGAGCUAAUGAGUCCUUUACCCCGUGGACAUAAAAGACUUCCAAGUGAAGUAACUUUAAAUAAUUGGCUUGGAUUGGCCAGUAGCCAGGAAGUGGAUUUUAGAGAACUACCCAAGGCUGAAAGGGGUUGGUGUUCUGUUGUUGGGUUUUUUGUUUCAAUACCAUUGAAAAGGUAGGUUUUGCCCUCUUUGGGUCUACUCCUUCCAAAUGGUUGUAUCCAAAAAAGCUGUUUUUUCCCCACUCCCCUCCUGCCCCCGUUUCCACAGAAACGGGUUCUGUCCCGCUCCUUAAUACAUGUAAAAUUUGUACAAAAUAUCUUCUAUGAAAAUGAUUUGUAAUCUGUAGACUUAAUACCUGGGAGAUCUCUUGAGAUGUAAAAUCCCAUCCUUUGGGUUGUGGGCUUUUUUGUUUUGUUUUGUUUUCUCCAAAUAAAUCUGAUCUUUAAAGUUCA